This is a messenger RNA of Microsporum canis CBS 113480, 975 nucleotides long. RefSeq names its product cytochrome c heme lyase. Gene Ontology annotation, cellular component: mitochondrion. Bases 1 to 975 code for a protein of 324 amino acids. NCBI's taxonomy places the organism in Eukaryota, Fungi, Ascomycota, Eurotiomycetes, Onygenales, Arthrodermataceae. Gene Ontology annotation, molecular function: holocytochrome-c synthase activity. The record is from RefSeq and is a predicted model, not a curated record. Gene Ontology annotation, biological process: cytochrome c-heme linkage. The transcript is spliced from 3 exons.
AUGGGGUGGUUUUGGGCAUCAUCAACACCAGCUGCAAAGCAGCCCGAAAUUCACACUCCAUCACCCAGCGACGCUGGAACCUCUCGAUGCCCAGUUCAGCAUGGCCAGUCUAUGAAUGCCAAUGCCACAGUAGAGGGCUCAUGUCCAGUACGGGCGAAAGAUUCACCGUUCUACGUUCCUCCCUCAAACUCCGCGAAACCACAUAAUGCAGCAACCCUGUCUCCUGAACCCGAGCAGAAAUCUGUUCUUUCGAUGCUCAAUCCGUUAAACUACAUGUUUGCCGAUAUAUCUCAAUCUCGAGCUCCGAACCAAACCGUCGAAUUGUCCGUGGAUCGAGAACCGUCGUCCAUUCCGCGUGGUGACAAUUCCGGCGCGAAGUGGGAAUACCCUUCUCCGCAACAGAUGUAUAAUGCCAUGCUUCGGAAGGGAUACACGGAUACGCCACAAGAUGCAGUCGAGUCGAUGGUGUCGGUGCACAACUUCCUUAACGAAGGCGCAUGGCAGGAGAUUGUGGAUUGGGAGCGCACAUUUUCCCAGGGACUAAUCCGAGGCUGGCAAAGAUGUAGGCGUGGAUCGGAGAAUCUCGCUCUAGACCUUGAGCGAGAGAGAAUGCGAUCUGGUGGGGAAACUGAUGACGAACCGCGCUUGGCCAGGUUUAUGGGCAGGCCGCAGGAUUUGACCCCUAAAGCCCAGCUAUUCCAAAUGCUGGGUCGAGUGUAUCCCUCCAAGUUCGGGACUGCUCCUCCAUUCGACAGACAUGACUGGUAUGUCUUGCGCAAAACACCACACGGCGACAAGGAGGUUCGAUAUGUAAUCGACUAUUACUCCGGGCCUCCGGAGCCUACUGGUGAACCUGUCUUUUACCUUGACAUUCGCCCAGCUGUUGAUACCCCCACAGCCGCCGCUGAACGGCUCUUGAAAUGGGGAGGGGACAUCUGGUGGCGAGCCAGCGGUGGAGCUGCCAGAGAAAAUUGA